Messenger RNA from Lepisosteus oculatus (spotted gar), 5838 nucleotides. NCBI's taxonomy places the organism in Eukaryota, Metazoa, Chordata, Actinopteri, Semionotiformes, Lepisosteidae. The record is from RefSeq and is a predicted model, not a curated record.
AAAAUCACAUUCCAGGCAUUCCGCGUCGACGCCUGACGUCACGCACAGGACCGACCACAGGAGAUGAGGACGGCGCCGCUUCCUUGUUCGCCGGUGUACCUGGUCCUGCGGCUGAGCAGCGGAAAAAUAAAGGGGUAAAAAUAAAAAACACCACUCCGUUUCUGCAAGAAAACUGCGGUUCGUCGCCAGCCAAUAUACAGUAUCUCGUCUGCCGUUACGGUAAUUCCAUAAUAAGGUGCAACAGCCACAUUUCCUCUGCUACGGACCCGGCGGCAGCAUGCAAUUGAGACACUAGGGUCUCUCUCGACUGUACACACACAGAAGCCGCUGCUCAAUACUACAGCCGGCUGACGUGCUCAGGGACUUCGGCGCUCUGCUCCUUUUUUUUUUCCCUGUUCUGCCAGAGAUUUUUUUUUUCCUUUUCUUUUUUUUUUUUGGACGAGUAGUCGUUGACUGCAGGAGGGAAUUGCUGUAAAUCUCGGCGGAGAGGACGAGAGAGACGAGUAGUGCCAGCGCACAGUACAGUACAGCACAGUGCGGGCUGGUGGCAGUACAGUGUGUGAGAGAGAGACAGGAGAAAAGACAAGACCAAGGGGGUUGGAAACGGAAAACGGAGGUAACGAGACAGGGCUGCUGCCCCCCGGUUUAGUGGAGCCCUUGAGCGCCAAGCUAGCCGGUGUCAUUUUUUUUUCUCUCUCCCCCCGCCUCUCGGUCGUCUCUCUCCCCGCAGAACAACUCUCUUCUCUCCUCCCUCUUGCCCUGAUUGUAAAAUCUCACACGAGGUCACAGAUUAGCCUCAUCUGGAGGGUGAAUUCGCUCGGAAAAGCGGAUUUAACCGUAAGACUCAUCACGCUCUUUUCCUUUACGGAUUUUUUUUUUGAAAAAAAAUUGUGUGUGUGUAAAGACGAAGCCUCCCUUUGGAUUUACAAGCUUGCUUUUUUUUUUCCCUCCUCACACCCACUCUCCCUCCUCCUCUUCAUUAAUCCGGACAGCCAGCGCAAAUGCAGAGCCCCGGCUCUCCCAGCUACCUGUGCGGGUAACCCGUGAGCCGCUCCGGCCUAGCUGCGCGACCGGAGGAGCCGAGCCGAGCCGAGCCGGCGGCGGCGGCUGGAAACAUCGCCCGGUCCUAGCCGAGCCUGAAGCAGGCCCCGUAUGCCGUUGUCACUGGGAGCCCUCUUUCCCAUCACCUCGGACAGGUUGUGAAAGGGGAGAGGAAAAGACGGAGCCCCGGCACUCUCCGAUUCGGGUGUUUUUUUUUCCCCUCUCUUCCUUGAUGUCAUAUUUCCUCUGAAUUGGCGAGCAAACAUGAUGCCGGUAUGGCAGAAGUGAAUGUCCAGAUGAUCCUGACUGUGUACCUGAGCAACAGCGAGCAGGUGCUGACGGAGGUGCCCAUCACACCGGAGACCACCUGCCGGGACGUGGUGGAGUUCUGCAAGGAGCCGGGCGAGGCCGGCUGCCACCUGGCGGAGGUGUGGAGAGGCAAUGAGAGAGCCAUACCCUUCGACCACAUGAUGUACGAGCACCUGCAGAAGUGGGGGCCUCGGAGGCCGGAAGUGAAGUUUUUCCUGCGUCAUGAAGAAUCUCCCACGGAGAGCGGCGAGCAGGGUGGCCAGCAGUCCCAGGACCAGUCCAACAGAAGAAAUGGUGUCAGCCUGCCUGCGGAGAAGCCGCUAGAGAUUGGGGUGGGAAACCCGCGAGUGGAGCUGACUCUCUCGGAGCUGCAGGAGAUGGCCACCAGGCAGCAGCAGCAGAUUGAAGCCCAACAGCAGAUGCUUGUCGCCAAGGAGCAGCGGCUGAGGUACCUGAAGCAGCAGGAGCGGCGCCAGCAGCAGGCCGUGUCGGAGAGCGAGAAGCUGCAGAGGCUGAAGGAACGCGUGGACAGCCAGGAGGCCAAGCUCAAGAAGAUCAGGGCCAUGAGGGGCCAGGUGGACUACAGCAAAGUCAUCAAUGGCAACCUCUGUAUGUUCCCCGCCUCCUCAGCUCACACAGACACAUUGAGGACCAGCCCUUGGAUUGUCAAGAUGAUCAUUAAUUAUAUUCGCAACAAGCUGAACCAGGAGCAGAACACCAAGCUGCAGCAGCACAAAGACCUGCUCAACAAGCGCAACAUGGAGGUCACGCUGAUGGACAAGCGCAUCGGGGAGCUGAGGGAGCGCCUGUAUAAGAAAAAAGCUGAGGCACGUCAAAAAGAGAACAUCCCUCUGAACAGGAUCAACGGGACGCCCCCCCCCCAGCCAGCUCAGGGCAGCUCGGGGCGCGUGGCCGCUGUGGGGCCCUACAUCCAGGUGCCGGCCCCUGGCAGGCAGGAGGGCAGCUACGCCAUCCCCGCCGAUCCGCUGAAGCCCCAGUCCCUCACGGUGUCGGCCACCGCCACCCACGCCAGGUCCAAAUCAGAGACAGAUGGGCGCGGUGUGAGAAAGUCUGCCGGCCCCUGGAAGGUCUCUGAUUUAGACAUCAUAGUGGAUCCCGUGUUGCCAUCACCUACUGCUGCUCUGCAGUCUCCCGAUCUCAGACACGGGCACUUGGCGUCCCCUCUGCCUGACAGUGUGUCCUGUGAUCCCGCAGCUAAUGAUGCCACGUGGCCCACCCUCACCAAGCAGGCGUCCUCUUCGCUGAAGCCGCCCAGUAUGGACUGGAAGGAAUCCAACAUGGACACAGCUGCCAAGCCGGGGAGCGCGCAGCCCGGCACCCCCACUUCUGCCCCAGACAAGGGCUCUGACCCCUGCAAGGCCGCCCCGCCUGUGCCCGCCCUGUCCAAACCGCCGCCCCCGAGCUAUGGCACCUACCCCAGCCCGGUGCUGCUGCCCGCGGGCUCCUCCAGCUCCCUGGAGCGCCGGAAGGACGGCAGCCUGCCCAGAGCCGGUGCCAGCUCCGCCGCCUGGCAGAGACCCGCGGCCCCGCCGGGCUCCUCCCAGCAGAUCCAGCAGCGCAUCUCCGUGCCCCCCAGCCCCACCUUCCAGCCCGCCGGCUCGCCGCUCUUCCCCCCCGGAGAGGCGCGGCCCGACCCGCCGCUGGCCGUGGCGGUGCGCCCCUUCAUCCCCGACAAGGGCUCGCGGCCGCAGUCGCCCCGCAAGGGGCCCCCCACCGUCAACUCCAGCUCCAUCUACUACAUGUACCUGCAGCAGGCCGUGCCGCCCAAGACCUACCAGCCCAACAGCAAGUCCGCCGUCAAAGCAGUGUACGGGAAACCAGUGCUGCACUCGGGCUCGGCCUCCUCCUCCCCGCUGCUGUUCCUGCAGGGGGCGCCGUGCCCGGGCGGCCAGCAGGGGAGCGAGGAGGGGGAGCCGGAGGGCCAGCCCGCGGGGCCCCGGGAGGGCCCCCCCAGCGUGGACAACAUCCCGCGGCCGCUGAGCCCCACCAAGCUGACGCCCAUGGUGUACUCCCCGCUGCGCUACCAGAGCGACGCCGAGCUGGAGGCCCUGCGCAAGCGGCUGGCCAACGCGCCGCGCCCGCUGAAGAAGCGCAGCUCCAUCACGGAGCCCGAGGGCCCCAGCGGCCCCAACAUCCAGAAGCUGCUGUACCAGCGUUUCAACACGCUGGCGGGGGGCAUGGAGAGCGCGGGCGGGGGGGGCACGCCCUUCUACCAGCCCGCGCCCCCCCCGGACUACAUGGGCGGGGUCCUGGCCGACGUCGACAACGGCAACACCGCCAACGCCAACCUCCCCGAGCCGCCCGCCCUCUCCCCGGCUCCGGCUCCCGAGCCGCCCCCGCCCCAGACCACGGAGGACAGCAACAACAAUCCCGCGGCCCCCCCGCGGCCCGCCGACACCUUGCCCAGCCCGAUCCCCGAGGCCAGCAGCCCCGAGGAGGCCGGGACGCCACCCCAGCCCUCCGCCUCCGCGGCCCAGCCUGCGGUGAAACGCACCAACCUGAAGAAGCCCAACUCGGAGAGAACCGGCCACGGGCUCCGUGUCAAGUUCAACCCGCUGGCUCUCCUGCUGGACGCCUCCCUGGAGGGGGAGUUUGACCUGGUGCAGAGGAUCAUCUACGAGGUGGAGAACCCCAGCACCCCCAACGACGAGGGCAUCACGCCUCUGCACAACGCCGUGUGCGCCGGGCACCACCACAUCGUCAAGUUCCUCCUCGACUUCGGCGUCAACGUCAACGCGGCCGACAGCGAUGGCUGGACGCCCCUGCACUGCGCGGCCUCCUGUAACAGCGUUCACCUCUGCAAGCUGCUGGUGGAGUCGGGCGCUGCCAUCUUCGCCACCACCAUCAGCGACGUGGAGACCGCCGCCGACAAGUGCGAGGAGAUGGAGGAGGGCUAUAUCCAGUGCUCCCAGUUCCUCUAUGGGGUCCAGGAGAAGCUGGGCGUGAUGAAUAAGGGCACCGUGUACGCCCUGUGGGAUUACGAGGCCCAGAACAGCGAUGAGCUCUCCUUCCGCGAAGGCGACGCCGUCGCCAUCCUGCGGCGGAAAGACGACAGCGAGACCGCGUGGUGGUGGGGCCGGCUCAACGACAAAGAGGGCUACGUGCCCCGCAACCUGCUCGGGCUCUAUCCCAGAAUAAAGCCAAGACAGCGUUCCCUAGCGUAACACCCGCGUGGGCAUCACUUGCACCCGUCCUGGGGAUUAACUGGACCUGGAGAGGGACACCCCGAAGUCGCCCCCAGACAGAGCGGGAGGAGAGGUGUGCGAAGGGGCUGCCAUCUCCUGUCAAAGUGGUGCUUUUCUCCUGACCGCUGGGGGCCCUUUAAAAACGAACUGUCCCCUCACAGCCGCCGGUGGCCACACUGGGAGUCGUCCUCAACACUGAAGAGAACAAUCUCUUUUUGAAGCGUACUGGAUAGAGAAGCUCUUCAGGAAGGAUGGGAUAAGGGUUUUAACUUCCUCUCCAUCUGCUCAGUGUUUUGUGUCCAGCUUUUUUUUUUUCUUUUUUUAAGACUGAGAUUCAUUCUUUAAGCUAAGGUUUUUUUUUAAAAAAAACUGGCCAGUCUCGUAUAGGAACACGGAUACUGACCCCAGUUUGUUUUUUUGGCAGAGUGGGGCUGUGAAUCGGAUGUUUUUAGGGAGUCAAAGGUGAAGUGUGCGAUAAAGGGGAGUGUCUGCAAGCAGGAUAGAGAGAACGAGUGAAGGUUUUACUGACACGGUUAGCUGGGAAGUGUGGUUAAAGAAACAAGCUGCUUUAAUUACAAUUAAUCUUAUGUAGCCCUUUGGCUACGCAAAGAGUUGAAGAAAAACUGACUAGAUAGACCUUAGGGAAGUUGAUGAAUUGAAAGAAUGGGGUUUCAAAUGAAGAAGAACAGUGCAGGUGAUUAAAUGUGAAGGGAAGUGUGUGUGUGGCAGUUGUAUGUCUUUAUUUAUUUGGUAGGAGCAUGUCUUCGAAGAGACCUUGAGAGGCGUCUGUGAAGCGGAAGUUGUGAGCAAGUGGAAUGUCUGGUGAAGGCCAGUCUCUGUGUUCCUCAUGUAGGCCAUGGCCGGAGGUGAAUGCAAUAACGAACUUCAGCUUCGUUAGCUGAACACAGCACUAAGAACUGCAAAAUCGAAAUGCUUUUAUAUAAGAGACUUUCAUGGAUAUUUUCCAUAGGAGUUAGAUGUUAUUUUCCAUAAACAACAGAAUUUGUUACAUAACAUCCUCUGACUUGCUUUUUCAUGUUUUACGGUCUUGUCAUUUUUUUACCCAUCCAAAGCAGUGCUGUAAAGAGCUUAACCACUAAGUAUUCCUGUAAAUACUGUGGUGAGAAUAGAUGAUGUUUGACUAUUAUCUGCUGUAUGAAAAUGUAACUGAACUGCAGUUUCUGUAUAGCUGUAUACACAAGUAGUGUAAGUACAGAUACACUACUUACACAACCUGUUAUGUAAAUGUGCACAAUAAAAUACUGCUGUGGCAUGAAGACUA